Molecule: messenger RNA, 6632 nt
Organism: Pocillopora meandrina
Lineage: Eukaryota; Metazoa; Cnidaria; Anthozoa; Scleractinia; Pocilloporidae
Source: the annotation of a GenBank genome assembly
CUAAAAAGCAAGAUGGCGAUUUGGGGGCAGAUGAAGCUGUGAGGGUAUAGUAGAUAGUGAUAGUACCAUCAUGACGAUAGCUAUUGGGUUCGAAGGGAGUGCAAAUAAGCUAGGCAUUGGUAUUGUAAGAGAUGGCGUUGUUCUUUCGAAUGUACGAACAACUUACAUCACUCCACCUGGACAAGGUAGGUCUGCAUGAACCGAGCACGCGGUAAAGUUUUACUUUUAUCGUUUGUUCUUCCUUUAUCCGACCUCAGCUACUCUAUAUCUCAAUUUAGGGUUCUUACCAAGAGACACGGCGAAGCAUCACCGAGAAAAUAUCAUUGAUAUAUUAAGAAGGUACAGAGAAUUGGUCACUGAAACAUGCAGUUUGUAGUUAAGAGUUCAGUAGGUCCUGCUCUAUAGCUAAGGUUGUGUUUUACAUUUAGAUCUUUAAAAGAGGCCAACAUCAAACCUCAGGACAUAGAUUGUGUCUGUUACACUAAAGGUGAGCUGUUAUAAAUAUGUUGCCCUAAAUAUUCUUAAAGAAGAUCAUCAUACGGAGUCGAAGUAGAAGUCUUGACCAGAGUUAACGAAGGUCUUCUUUAGUAAAUAUGAAAACGUAGUAAGAAUUCUAACUCAAAUGCUCUAACUCUAAGCUGAUUGGCUUAGUCAGCGGAGUGAGUAGCCUAAAAGUGUGAGGUUGUAAACAGAAACAAAAGUUGGACAAAUAUUGGAUUUAGACAAAAUCAAUUAUCAUUUUAUAUUGAUUUUUAUACUUCACUCUCUUCAACUAUCAUGUAAUAGAAAUUUCUAGCUCAUAAUAUAGUUUUAAUUAGAUUAAAUUUUAUUGACUGUUUGACCCCUAAGAUUGACCAGCUUCUUAUUUCAAUAUCACUCUUGAAUCACUCAGUAAUGUCACAAGAAUAAAGGAAAAGAUCACCGACUCAAGAAGCUUUUGAUUGUAAAGCAAAUUUUCCUUGUCUGCACGUUUGAAAGUGUGAGAAGAACAAUAUGGAGAAUAUACAUACUGAUGGUAGGUUGGAAAGGGUUAAUGUUAAUCAUUUGGUGUUCAUUUUAGGUCCAGGCAUGGGUGCACCUUUGGUGUCUGUAGCAGUUGUUGCAAGAACAGUUGCACAACUUUGGAAAAAGCCUAUGGUGGCUGUUAACCAUUGCAUAGGGCACAUUGAGAUGGGACGGCUGGUAACAGGUGCUGUCAAUCCUACUGUUCUUUACGUCAGUGGUGGAAACACUCAAGUGAUUGCAUACUUGGAGCGACGAUAUCGUAUUUUUGGAGAAACCAUUGAUAUUGCUGUUGGGAACUGUUUGGAUAGAUUUGCAAGAGUCCUUAAGGUAAAAAUUUUGUCAUUGUAUGGCUGGUUUCAAGUGUAGGAAAGAUGUAGUGAAUUCUGUAUCCUAAUUGACUAUCCAAGCUCAUCUUGCCACAGUUAUCCCAAGCUCACUUUCUCGAGAGAAAGCAAACAAUUUUUCUUGAAUUUUAAAAUUCAUGAAAGGGUCACACAUUGAGUGACAUGGUGUUAAGUUAAAUGAGGAACCAUUGAGAAUUUGAACACAUAAUAAGGAAUAGUAUAGGGAACAAAAUAUCGUCAAUUUACAACAGUAAAUAUUUCAAAAUAUCAUUUUACCCAAAAUUAAUGAAACAUACUCACAUCUUGUGUAUCCAUUGUGGUUUCUGGUAUUCUCUGCCAUUUUAAGCUUGCUAUGCCAUCACUAUUCCUGUUAAAAGACAAAGUCAAGGCUGCACACUACAAUUUGGACCAUUUUUCACAUGGAGGUGGUUUGCAUCCAGAAAAUCCUCCCGAUCAGCAUUUUUGUCAGCCAAAGUUUACGAUAUAAGAUUAUUACACCCUGGGACAUGUCUCAAUAACAAAACUCCCCCUGUAUCAUGCUGAAAACAAUUGUUUCCUACCAGCAUUUCCAAGUUUGCUUCUCUCUGGCCAUGCCCUUCAUGGCCAGAUGGGAUGCUUCACAAAUUAAUCAUUUGCUUUUUCUCAAGUUGUGACCUUGGGACACCUGUGACCUUGCCUGUACAGCAUAUUCUGCUUUGAUUCCACAGGAAUAAAAAAUUGUGUGGCUAGUUUAUGUAUUUCAUAACUCUCCAGGAACUUUACAGUACAGUUAGAAGGAAAAUCACUUUUUGGUCAGUUUUAAUUUAACAGCAGUGGAAUAAAAAAUUAAGUCUUUAAGAGCAUCACAUCAUAUCAAAAUUAAAUGCCAUACUAUAAAUCAGUUAUUAUCCAAGCUUGAUCAUGGCCAUAAUUAAAAAUUAAAUAGUCCAAAACCAGUUUGUGUCAUCAUUGAGUUAGAAAAAUUAUUCAUCUUACAUUUCAGCUUUCAAAUGAUCCAAGCCCAGGAUACAACAUAGAACAAAUGGCAAAGAGGUGAACCUUGAUUUAUAGAAACUUGAAGUACAGAAGCAGAAGAUGUAUGUGUUGAAGUUCACAGUGAAUGUCAGUUCAAUAUGAGUGUUUUUUAAAACUUGUUUAAGUUGUUUUCACCUUUUUUUUAGUUCCUUGAUAGUAAUGUUAAGCUCAAUUUUUUUAUUCAGGGGAAAAAAGCUCAUUGAAUUACCUUACACAGUGAAGGGAAUGGAUGUAUCAUUUUCAGGAAUUUUAUCAUACAUUGAAGUAUGUCUGUUUUUAUGAAUGUUGCGUUUAAUUUCAAGUCUGUUUCUCACUAACUGCUAUUCAUCAAUUUUCUUAACUUGUUGAGGGAUAUUGAUCUUAUUAGAGAUACUGUCUGAAUGCUAACUUAACUGUAACUGUCAGUGAUACUUUUUUGUGUUUUGUGUUAGAGUAUGGCACCCAAAUUACUUGAAUCAGGAGAAUGUACACCAGAGGAUUUGUGCUUCUCUCUUCAGGUAAGGGAGAUAAACUGAAUAAUAAACCUAGCAACACAAGUAACAGCACUAAGUUAAACAACAAACUUGUGGGAUUAGAAGUUGUUUUAACUCAACGAAAUGCUUAGAACAGGAUAUUCAGCCUGCAUCAGUUCUUUCAAUACAUGACAAGAGUGUCACAGUGUAUUUUACAUUUUUAACCCUUUACACCCUAACAUCAGUUUACCUCUUCUCCAUAUUGUUCUCUCUACAUUUUCUAAGAUGCAGAAAUUUAAGGAGAAUUUGUGCAUCAAUCAAGAGCUAUAGUUGGUGAUCAUUUCCUUUAUUCUUGCAACCUUAAUUCUCAAGUCAGGGGUGAUGUUGUAAGGAGAAACUAGAUGCUAGUCAAUUCUUGGCCUUUUCAAGAAAACACUGGAAAGUUGAUGAUGAUUUAUCAAAAACACAUUCGUGUAACAGAGAGAGUUAUAUGAGAGUAAUCUUAGUGUUAACUCAUUUUUUCCUCAGGAAACAGUUUUUGCCAUGCUCAUUGAAACAACAGGUGAAUUUAUACUUUACAAUUGAUUGUUAAUUAAUAGUAUUUAUGUUUUGGCAUAAAAAGAAUAAGUUGAGAUUCAGAGAAGACGCAAAUUCAUUGAUUCCUCCUCAGUCUAUGUCCAAGUGAUUUUAAAUCAUUCACUCCACCUGUUACUUAAUAGACAAUUGCCUUUCAGUUCAAUGUAUGGGAAACCAUAAAGUAUUAGUUUCAUUUGAUUUGGUAAUUUAUAGUAGAGAGAGACAGAAAUGUAACAAAGAUUGUAGGAAACGGAGAUCUUAAACAACUGACUAUCAAAAGUUAGGCCUAAGAAGAAGGAACCAUGAAGAAGCUAUGUUAUUAAGACUUGGCAAUUUGUUAUUAGUUUAGUAAUGAACAUGGCAUUUCUCUCAGAAUUUAAGUCAGUAAAGCAUAGUUUGCCUGUUUUAUAACUUUUAAUUUUUCAGAAAGAGCAAUGGCUCACUGUGGGUCCAGUGAGGUUCUUAUUGUUGGUGGAGUGGGAUGUAAGUGAUAUUUGUGUCUUGCAAUUUAUUGGUUGCUAUGAGAACAUCUGAUCUGAAAGUAUUUUCUCCAUUUUCUUUGAAUCUGAGUUUUCCUUUAUAUAGGUUAUAUAUAUAUAUAUAUAUAUAUAUAUUGUAUCAAGUAAAUACUUACCCAAAUGUACAAUCUGCCUUAAUCCACUGAUCUUGGGUAUUCAUUCUUUUGUUUAGAAAAUGAACAUAGACACAAAUCUGACUCUAAGUGAUAGCUCACAUCAUUUUAACAAUGUUUUCAUCAGACAUGAUAUGAUAAGUUGAAUUAUACAGACAUUUUGAUUUGUGUUUACCUACAUGAAUGAUCUGUUGGAGGACAGACAUGCAGAUAGAUGUCACCAUCAACAACAUUUUGUUUUUUUAUGAUAUGAAACAAAUAGAUUCUUUGUUGCCAUAGGUGUGCCACUUUUCUUGGUUCUUUCCACAUUUUGACAUCAUCUGUGAUUUAUUACCAAACAGAUUUACCAUAAAAUGAAAUGUUUUUGUUGUUAAAUAUACACCUAGGGCAUGUGGUACUGGAACAGAUAUAGUUUAAUUAUGAUAAUUUUUAAGUGGCGCUUAUACUUUUCUUCUGUUCAUGCAGGCAACAAGAGAUUACAAGAAAUGAUGGGUAAGUUCAGAUGGUCACAAGCACUGGCAAUUUAUCUGUUUUACAGUUUAUUUAAUUGGGUGAAACUAGGUACAAUCUGUUCAGGACAAGCCAGAAUAUUCCCAUGAUGGAGUUAGUAUGGUAUACCCUAAAAGAAAGUUGUAAGAGUGACCAGCAUCUAAUUUCUCCUUACAGUAAUACCACUGAAUUAUUCAUUAAGAUAAUGAGAAUAAAGGAAAUGAUCACCAACCUUAGAAGCUUUGGUUGUAAGUGAAUUCUCCAUGUUAGUACCAAAGGAAAUUUAUAGAAUGUAGAUACUGAUGUUAGGGCAUAAAGGUUACACUGUACGACUUCCCUUUUGUGUACUAGAUCAUUGGUCUUAGUUCAAAUUCUUAUCAUUUAAUAGUUGUUUCAUCAGAAUGAUGACAAUGAUUUAUUGAUUUAUGUCAGGUGUGAUGGCUAAAGAAAGGGGAGCUAAACUUUAUGCUACUGAUGAAAGGUAAUAUUUUGUAUUACUUGAGGAAUCAUUUACUAAAUACAUGUAUUUCAUAACUGAGCCAAUGGACAAUUGAAAGUUCUUAACCCUUCAACUCCCAAAAGGGAUUAGCUUGAAAUUUCUCCCAGUAAUAUCCAGACAUUAUCCUGCUAACAGGUAACAAGAAUACUCAAACUUAUUGGUUAGAAGUUGUUAUCUUGAUCUAACACAAAAUUGCUGUCACUAAUUUAAAAGAAAAUGUGUAGCAGUUCUAAUCUGAAGUAUUCUGUUUGUGACAAGUUGGGAAAAGGGGUGCUGAUUUUAGGUCUGUGGAAAAAGGCUUUAUUUUAAAUAGCACAGAGUAUAAACUAGCCAAGUUUGAAAUAGCUAAGCUAGACUUUCUUUCCUUUUUCAGGUUCUGUAUAGACAAUGGGGUAAUGAUAGCACAAGCUGGCUGGGAGAUGUUCCGUUCUGGGUGUGUCACUCCCUUAGAGGAAACCACAUGUACACAGAGGUAAGUGCUAAAAGGGCAGGUCCACAUAGUUUUGUUUGAUUAGUCUUAAAAAGACAUUAGUUUAUUCAAACCUACAAGUAAAGCUCAUGAUUAAGUAAAGAAGAGGAGAGUUCUGCAAAAAUUGAUUUCUAGUUGAUAUCAUUAUCUCUGAUUGCUCAAUGAAAAAUGGUAUUCAACUUGGGUUCAUUUUCUGUUGAACUCCCAUAUUUGUGAUUACAAGAUUUGACGUCCCACCCCCAUUUCUUUCUUCCUUUAAAGGUCAUGUUUUAAAUGAAACACUUACUGUUUCCCAAAGAUCUUUGAAACUCAAUGUUUGACUAAGUUCAAUAUUCUCAGUUGGAUUUUUUGCAAAUGACUUGACUCAACAGGUACAGAACAGACGAAGUUGAAGUGACAUGGAGAGAUGACAGCUAAUUCACAGUAACACAUGUUGGCAUAACGCAGUCUUAUACACAUGUAUCUCUGCACUGUAUGAAGUAAUAGGCAUGAAGAAGGAAAUUAAAUUCCUCCAUAACACUCAACUCAACCAAUUUGCCAUCUUUCCUAGAGUGUUUACACAUACGUGCCAACAUUGCUGAUCUCAGCAGCAUGUGAGAGGCAAGUUGCAUCAUUAUUUCCAGGGUGUGAUCAGUGGAGAUAGUGCAUCAAACCUUUCUUUUCUGCCAUCUUCCUUUAAGGAAAGAUUUGACUGAAAAGAUUUGUAAAUUAUCUGAAAAACUCACGAUAAGGUACAGUUCACUGCUUAGUGUGUAAGAGAGGGCAGAGAUUGUAAUUUGCCAGUGGCAACAUUUUUGAAAGAUUCCAAUGUAGCCCUUAAACUCUCAAGAUCUGUUUGUUAAUUCUCCCUAACCCCCCCCCCCUCCUUGACUGCUGUUCAUUUCCUUGUAAAAUAGUUUCAAGAAUUUGGUGUUAGAUCAAGAUAAAAAAAUUUUACUUGAUAAGUUUUGAGUAUUCUCAUUACCCGUUUGCUUGAAAACGUUUUGAUGUUAUAGGGAGAAGCUACAUGUUAAUCCCUUAUGGGAGUUUUAGGGUUAAAACAUAUGGCAAACAAUUAGACUCUUAGAAUGUUUUUUAAAAUGUCAAUAAAGAAUUUUCUGAUGUGAUAAGUAAAUGUUUAGUUGAAAUGUUUAUGAGAUAGAAGAGGGUGGGG